AGUCUCACUGGAUAAGCGCAGGAUUUUGCUUUUCCAGUCUAGUUAUUUAUUUAAUGUAUAUUUGAGGGUUCUAAAAGUUAGCAUCUUUCCUUAUUACGUACUUUUCUUUUUAACCAGUGUGGAAAGAAGAGACCCUCUGGUGGCCCUGGCCCAGGAAUACGGGGGCUCCAAACGCAACGCACUGCUGAAGUGGUGCCACAAGAAGACAGAAGGAUAUGCGAAUAUCGACAUCACCAAUUUCAGCAGCAGCUGGAGUGAUGGCUUGGCCUUCUGUGCCCUGCUGCACGCCUACCUGCCUGCCCACAUCCCCUACCAGGAGCUGAACGGUCAGGAGAAAGAAAGGAAUCUCUCGAUGGCAUUUGAAGCAGCUGAAAGCGUAGGCAUCAGACCCAGCCUGGAGCUCAGCGAGAUGCUGUACACAGACCGGCCUGACUGGCAGAGUGUGAUGCAGUACGUGGCGCAGAUCUAUAAGUACUUCGAGACAUAAAUCUGGUCACCUGCGACUUGUCCUGGAAGCACCUGGUCACUUUCCACCAACCCUGCUCCCCCCACCACCCAGUUGUCUGGAUUUCAAAGGAAGGCACAAUCUGAAUGGACCAACACACAAACAAGAAACAGAGCUAGGUUCUGCGGUGUACCCAUCCCAAAUGCGCACGUUUGGUGUGUCAGUGAAGCUUUGCUCUCCCGCAGGAUGUUUCUAAGGAGGAUGGCCUUCCUCCUUCCAGACCAAGACUCCACACCCAAAUCCAUUUCCUUGAGAAACCAGGACAACGUCGCCAAUCACAUUGGGGAUUCCCAAAUCAAUUCUUUUUCUUUUUUAAUUUAAAAAACCCUGACAUUUGCCUUUAUAAAAAUUUUGUUCUUGCCAUCUUCCCAUCCCCACCCCAAAAGAAACCAACAAACAGAAACAUUUCCCCCAGAGCGGCCUGGAAACACGUUGGCCCUGCCUUUUGGGGAAAUAUGCUCAAGUUCUAGGUGACAGUUUUAACACCUAGAAUUCAGUUCCAUUUUUAUAUCUGACGGUCCCUUAUUUGAUUCUUCUGGUGAGAAGUGAAGCAUGUGAGCACAGAGGAGCCUGUGGCACCUUGCUGAAGGGUCCCUGUGAUGUGUCCCACAGAGCGAAGUAUGCACUCGGACACACACAUGGCGGGUCGUUUACACACAAAAGGCACUGACCACCCACGCCUUUUGCCCUCCUGUUUGUUCACAUGCCCAUCACACUCACACAUGUUUGUGCCACAUACAGAAUGGACAAGGUCACGUGCAUGUGAAAUGGCCUGUGUCAGGUCUUCAGGUACUUGCGCAAUUAA
Messenger RNA from Galeopterus variegatus (Sunda flying lemur), 1310 nucleotides. RefSeq names its product cytospin-B-like. Gene Ontology annotation, cellular component: filamentous actin; microtubule organizing center. The transcript has 4 exons. Gene Ontology annotation, molecular function: protein binding. Lineage: Eukaryota; Metazoa; Chordata; Mammalia; Dermoptera; Cynocephalidae. Gene Ontology annotation, biological process: actin cytoskeleton organization. The record is from RefSeq and is a predicted model, not a curated record. The annotation marks the transcript as partial.